CCAACCAUGAAUCUAACACUUGGGCACCAUAGAUCAUCAAACAUCUGAACCAGAAUUGAAGUUAUAAAUACUUGCAUGCUCAAUAAGCUACACAUAAAAUUAGUGAAACACAACACUGCCUACUCAUGAUGACUUAUAUUCAACUUAUUUUCGUAUGUUUCCUACUACAACAUUUUCAUGGCAUCAUAUGCAACAAUGAAACAGAUAGAGAUGCCCUUCUUUCUUUCAAGUCCCAAGUGAUUGACCCAAAUAAUGCUCUUUCAGAUUGGUUACCAAAUUCCAAAAAUCACUGCACUUGGUAUGGUGUCACUUGCUCCAAAGUUGGUUCAAGAGUCCAAUCCCUCACCCUAAAAGGACUUGGCCUCUCUGGUAAUCUACCCUCUCACCUCUCCAACCUCACCUAUCUUCAUUCCCUUGACCUUUCCAACAACAAAUUUCAUGGCCAAAUUCCCUUACAGUUUGGUCAUCUCUCACUUCUUAAUGUUAUUCAACUAGCUUUCAACAAUCUCAGUGGCACACUUCCACAACAAUUGGGUCUUCUGCAUCGUUUAAAAAGUUUGGACUUGUCUGUCAAUAAUCUUACAGGAAAAAUCCCUCAAACAUUUGGCAAUUUGUUGUCUCUUCAAAAUCUUUCCAUGGCAAGGAACAGGUUUGUGGGUGAGAUUCCAAGUGAAUUAGGUAAUCUCCAAAAUCUUUCCCAGCUUCAACUCUCACAGAAUUAUUUCACUGGUGAGUUUCCCACUUCUAUCUUCAACAUUACCUCGCUAAGCUUCUUAUCCGUGACACAGAAUAGUCUAUCAGGCAAGUUACCACAAAAUUUGGGACAUGCUCUUCCAAAUUUAAGGACACUUGCCUUGGCAACCAAUAGUUUUGAAGGGGUCAUUCCUAGUUCCAUGUCCAAUGCCUCACGUCUUGAAUAUAUUGAUCUUGCUAACAAUAAGUUUCAUGGCUCCAUUCCUCUGCUGUACAACUUGAAAAAUCUUACCCACUUGAGUCUUGGGAAUAACAAUCUAUCUUCGACAACAUCGUCGAAUUUUCAGUUCUUUGAUUCCCUUAGAAACUCCACUCAGUUGAAAAUUCUCAUGAUCAAUGAUAACCAUUUGACUGGGGAACUUCCAGCUUCUAUUGCCAAUUUAUCUAGCAAUCUAGAACAGUUCUGUGUUGCUGAUAAUUGGCUAACUGGGAGCAUUCCUCAAGGGAUGAAGAAACUUCAAAACCUCAUCUCCUUGUCUUUGGAAAAUAAUUAUUUCACUGGAGAGCUACCAUCAGAACUGGGAGCCCUCAAUAAGCUGCAGCAGCUUGUGAUGUUCAAUAAUACAUUUUCUGGGGAGAUUCCGGAUAUUUUUGGCAAUUUUACAAAUCUUUAUGAACUUGAAUUGGGAUAUAAUAACUUCUCAGGUAGAAUUCACCCAAGUAUUGGACAAUGCAGGAGAUUGAAUGUUCUCGAUCUGAUGAUGAAUAGGCUUGGUGGGACUAUACCAGAGGAGAUAUUUCAGCUUUCUGGUUUAACAAUGUUGUACUUAAAAGGAAACUCUUUGCGUGGUUCGCUACCUCCUGAGGUCAACACCAUGAAGCAACUUCAGACCAUGGUUAUUUCCAACAACCAGUUGUCAGGCUAUAUUCCUAUAGAAAUAGAGGGUUGCACUAGCUUGAAGACACUUGUGUUGGCAAGAAACAGAUUCAGUGGCUCAAUUCCAAAUGGUCUAGGGGAUUUAGCAUCUCUUGAGACUUUGGAUCUAUCAUCAAACAAUCUCACUGGCCCAAUUUCUGAAAAUUUUGAAAAGCUUGAGUAUAUGGUGAGAUUAAAUUUGUCUUAUAACCAUUUGGAAGGGGUGGUUCCUAUGAAAGGCGUUUUUAAGAACCAUAGCCGGGUUGAUCUCCGAGGUAACAACAAACUAUGUGGCCAUGACAAUGAAAUUGUGAAGAAAUUUGGACUAUUCCUCUGUGUUGCAGGUAAAGAGAAAAGAAACAUUAAACUCCCUAUCAUACUAGCAGUUACAGGUGCCACUGCUUUGCUCAUUUCAUUGCUCUAUCUACUGUGGAUGAUAAUGUCCCGAAAGAAGAAAUAUAAGGAGGCGAAAACUAAUUUGUCUUCUGCCACUUUCAAAGGGUUACCUCAAAAUAUAUCCUACGCUGAUAUUCGGCUUGCUACAAGCAAUUUUGCAGCUGAAAACUUGAUUGGAAAAGGAGGCUUUGGCUCUGUUUAUAAAGGUGUGUUCAGCAUCAGCACCGGUGAAGAAACCACGACCCUUGCUGUCAAAGUCUUGGACCUGCACCAAAGCAAAGCUUCUCAGAGUUUUAAUGCAGAAUGUGAAGUUUUGAAAAAUAUCAGGCAUCGAAACCUUGUGAAGGUUAUCACUUCUUGUUCCAGCCUUGAUUAUAAGGGAGAAGACUUUAAGGCCCUUAUUAUGCAAUUCAUGCCAAAUGGAAACUUGGACAUGAAUCUAUACACAGAAGAUUAUGAGUCAGGAUCAUCUCUGACCUUGUUGCAAAGAUUAAACAUUGCCAUUGAUGUUGCUUCUGCCAUGGACUACUUGCACCAUGAUUGUGACCCCCCAAUAGUUCAUUGUGAUAUGAAACCAGCCAAUGUCCUACUAGAUGAGAAUAUGGUGGCCCAUGUCGCAGAUUUUGGAUUGGCGAGGUUUCUUUCUCAAAAUCCAUCAGAAAAGCAUAGUAGCACUUUGGGACUAAAGGGAUCAAUUGGCUAUAUUGCUCCAGAAUAUGGUCUAGGAGGAAAGGCUUCAACUCAUGGUGAUGUCUACAGCUUUGGGAUUCUGCUUCUAGAGAUGUUCAUAGCCAAAAGACCAACUGAUGAGAUGUUCAAAGAAGGAUUAAGCCUGAAUAAGUUUGUCUCUGCCAUGCAUGAGAAUCAAGUGCUGAAUAUGGUUGAUCAAAGGCUAAUUAACGAGUAUGAGCACCCGACACGAAGUUCUAGCACAAGUUACGAUAGCAGUGGUGGGUCUAUAGGCAACAGCUAUAACAAUGAUAACACACAUUGGGUGCGCAAAGCUGAGGAGUGCGUAGCUGCUGUGAUGAGAGUUGCCUUGUCUUGUGCUACUCAUCAUCCCAAAGACCGAUGGACCAUGACAGAGGCCUUAACAAAAUUGCACGGGAUUAGGCAAUCUAUGCUGGGUAUAUGAUGUUGGUACCAUGCCUUCUGCAUAUGUUAUUUUCCUUGUCUUAAGCUAUUCAGUCAUGAAUCAAUUCUAUUUGGCAAUAUGCUUCAAUUCUAUUCAGAGCAAGAUUUGUUUGA
Lotus japonicus is the source of this 3253-nucleotide messenger RNA. RefSeq names its product LRR receptor-like serine/threonine-protein kinase EFR. The record is from RefSeq and is a predicted model, not a curated record. The transcript is spliced from 2 exons. Bases 126 to 3140 code for a protein of 1004 amino acids. NCBI's taxonomy places the organism in Eukaryota, Viridiplantae, Streptophyta, Magnoliopsida, Fabales, Fabaceae. Gene Ontology annotation, biological process: protein phosphorylation. Gene Ontology annotation, molecular function: ATP binding; protein binding; protein kinase activity.